AUGCCUCCCUGGAACAGGCAGCUUGGCCCACUGGGCCAGGCGCAGAAACAAGGAGACGCGCUAAAGAAGAAAACUGACCAAGUUAUCAAAGAAGCGACAAAGUUAGUCAACAACAAAAAGCUUGAUGACAGAGACAGCCGGCUAGACAAAAUGUACAUCCUGUGUUUAGAGACGAAACAAUUGGUUCAGAAUCAUUAUGACCACAUUGGCGGACUCAAGGAAGCUGAUGAGCUUAGCAAGUCCAAAGAUUAUGACCAGAAGAAAACCACAGAACUCAAUAGGAUGAGUGUCAUCAAG
Molecule: messenger RNA, 297 nt
Organism: Candidula unifasciata
Lineage: Eukaryota; Metazoa; Mollusca; Gastropoda; Stylommatophora; Geomitridae
Source: the annotation of a GenBank genome assembly